AUGGCACCCAUUGCAAUAUCACCACAGAGCUCACCAACACUGAUACCUGCUGCUCUUCCAAACCUGCUUAAGCAACCACAGUCAGACUGGCAGGCAGAUCUCAAGAGAAACGGGUAUGCGGUCGUCAAAGGAGCUAUCUCACAAGCGCGUGCUGCCGAAUUGAGAGCCGAGGCUCAUGACUGGCUGCAAUCCUUCGGCACAGAUCUCGACUUUGAAAACCCAGAAACAUGGACUUCUCAGAAUCUUCCCGUACAAAGCAAGAUCAACACAUUUCACACCUAUGGCGUUGCCCAUGAACAAUUCAUGUGGGAUGCACGGAUGGAGCCUGGGGUUCUUGGAGCAUUCGAGCGUCUAUGGGGAACGGACGAGUUACUCGCCAGUUUCGACAGCUUAAACAUCACAUUUCCAAAUCGCAAGGACGUACCUAGAAAGCCGGCGUGGGAGCAUAUUGACCAAAGCCCGUUACGGAGAGGACUUCACUGUGUACAAGGGAUAAUAAAUCUGUCCCCAGCAGGCCCCGACGAUGGUGGCCUUGUUGUGUACCCUGGAUCACACGCGCUCAACGACGAGUUCUUCGAUACUCAAACCGAUAAGGCGACUUGGGAUCCGCUGGAUCGAUACAUGUUUAGCGGUGCCCAACUUGACUGGUUCAAGGCUCGCGGCAUCCAGCCGCACAAAGUCUGUGCAGACACUGGAGAUCUCAUCCUCUGGGACAGCCGAACAAUACACUACGGCGCCGAGCCUCUGGAGACGAGCAAUCAGAUCCGAACAGUCAUCUAUACCGCAUACGCGCCUGCUAGACUGGCAAGCGAAGAGCAGCUCAAGAUUAAAGCAGAAGUGUUCAGCAAAUAUGGGGGCACAACACACUGGCCACAUGAGAAUAUCGUGGUCAGAGACACAAGAACGUUCCUUCCAGAUGGCACGCGAGACCCACGGGAUCGAGAGCAGCCACGGAAGCUGCCGAUCAUGAGUGACAAGCUUCUGAAACUUGCCGGCGUGAAGCGAUAUUAG
Cyphellophora attinorum is the source of this 1011-nucleotide messenger RNA. RefSeq lists its product as uncharacterized. Bases 1 to 1011 code for a protein of 336 amino acids. The record is from RefSeq and is a predicted model, not a curated record. The transcript has a single exon. Lineage: Eukaryota; Fungi; Ascomycota; Eurotiomycetes; Chaetothyriales; Cyphellophoraceae.